Messenger RNA from Zygosaccharomyces rouxii, 750 nucleotides. RefSeq names its product Hmo1p (gene HMO1). The transcript is spliced from 2 exons. Bases 1 to 750 code for a protein of 249 amino acids. NCBI's taxonomy places the organism in Eukaryota, Fungi, Ascomycota, Saccharomycetes, Saccharomycetales, Saccharomycetaceae. The record is from RefSeq and is a predicted model, not a curated record.
AUGACCAACGAUCCAGGCUUGAGGCUCAAGUUAGCCAAGGACUCGCUGGUUUCCUCACUCUUUGAGUUAUCCAAAUGUGCUGAUCACACAGCUUCUUCUCUCGUCGAAUUUUACAAUGCCAUCGGUGAUGAUGAAGAGGAGAAGAUCGAGGCAUUUACGACAUUGACUGAAGCUUUACAAAAAUUGGCAGGUGCUAGUAACCAAAUUAAUGGUAUUAGUGGCGAUUUAAUCAACCCAGUAGAAGAUGAAAAGGAUGCACUAAUCGGUGCACCAAGUCCUGGUAAGCCCACUGCAGCAAAGAAGAAGGCUGAAAGAGAUCCAAAUGCUCCAAAGAAACCAUUAACGGUUUUCUUUGCCUAUUCAGCUUUUGUUCGUCAAGAACUCCGUGAUCAAAGACAGAGAGCAGGUUUACCACCACUAUCUUCCACUGAAAUUACCCAAGAGAUUUCUAAGAAAUGGAAGGAAUUGAGCGAUGCUGAGAAAGAAAAGUGGAAACAAGCUUACAGUGUUGAAUUAGAGCACUAUCAGAUGGAAAAGCAAAAAUACUUGGAAGCUAAGAAGAAUGGUACUGCACCAUCAUCAUCUGAUGGACCAUCACAUGCUCCAAUUCCAAUUCCUUUCAACCUUCAACAUGAAGAUAUUCCAGAACCUCAACCACCAGUUCCUGAGAAGAGGUCUCAUGAGGAUCACAGUUCUGAAAAGAAGAAGAAGAAGAAGAAGAAGGACAAGAAGAAGGAUUUGAAUGCGUGA